Messenger RNA from Cotesia congregata, 300 nucleotides. Lineage: Eukaryota; Metazoa; Arthropoda; Insecta; Hymenoptera; Braconidae. The record is from the annotation of a GenBank genome assembly.
AUGUAUGCAUGCGUAUCGACUUGUACCGUGGCUCUUCGUGAAAUUCGUCGUUACCAGAAGAGUACGGAGUUGUUGAUCCGUAAAUUACCAUUCCAACGUCUCGUCCGUGAAAUCGCUCAGGACUUCAAGACCGAUCUACGAUUCCAGAGCUCUGCAGUGUUGGCCCUCCAGGAAGCUAGCGAAGCUUACCUCGUUGGUCUUUUUGAAGAUACUAACCUUUGCGCUAUCCACGCUAAACGUGUCACCAUCAUGCCCAAAGACAUCCAAUUGGCUCGUCGUAUCCGUGGAGAACGUGCCUAA